UUUCCCAACAACUACUUCCCCAAAUUCACAAACUUGCCCCCUUUCUUUCAAGAUUCCGUCAACUAACCGUCAAAGAUCCCCGGCCAACCUCCAUUUUUGCCGGCGACGAUGUUCUCCGGCCAUUAUUUUUCUAUCUAAACUUGAUAUUGCUUGGAGAUAUGUAGGGAACAAGUGUACAUUGAAACAAAUAUAUAUACAUAUAGAUACGUAUACUUACAAAAAAUACAUAUAGAUAUACGUACAGAACAGAGAGAGUGAGUGAGUGAGUGAUGGAUUUGGUUGAAGGAGUCGGUGAGAGUUCUUCGCCGCCUCGGAGUUUUGGAAGUUUUAGCGGAAGUGAAAUAGUGAAUGAUGUGUAUAAUCGGUUAGUGGAGAAUGGCAACGAAGAGGCUAUUAAUCAUCCUGAAUUUCGGGAUCAGUUGGAAGCUCACUUCAAUCGUUUUCCUGCUAGUUAUGCACUUGAUAUCAGCUUGGAAAGAGUUGAAGAUGUGCUAUUGCAUCAAAAGCUUCUUGUUUUGGCCAAGGAUCCUGAGAAUAGACCUGUUUUUCAUGUUCGUCUUUUGGAGAACUUUUGGACUAGAGCAGAUGUUGAUGAUGGUGACCAACAAGGAUUAUUGGAAGUACUUGCACCAUCACAUGCCAGUGAUAGGAAUCAAGAGGUUGGUUUUGAACCUUGCUCUAAACUCGAGGACCUAAAUUUGGAGGUCAGAAGAAAUUCUGUCGAUAAGGAGAGAGUGAACCUUGAAGGAGAAUCUUCCAGAAGAGUGGAUGUUCCAGAUGUGCCAAUUCAUGAAGUGAUAUUUUCUGCUAUUGACAAGCCUAAGCUCCUCAGUCAGCUUUCAGCUUUGCUUUCUGACAUAGAACUCAACAUCCGUGAAGCACAUGUGUUUUCAACUACAGAUGGCUAUUCUUUAGAUGUAUUUGUGGUGGAUGGAUGGCCUUUUCAGGAAACAGUGGCUUUGCAUGAAGCGAUGGAGAAAGCAAUUUCUAGAAGUGAGGGUUCAUGGUCUGGUUCUUCACAUUCUAUGUCAGCUGUAGAGAAAGCAUUAGCCACUCCAGCCGAUUUUGUAGAUGCAGAAAUUGAUAGAAGAUUAUUGAAGAUCGGGGAAAGACUUGCAUCUGGAUCUUGUGGAGAUUUAUAUCGUGGAGAGUACCUUGGUCAGGAAGUUGCUGUCAAGAUACUUAGAUCUGAACAUCUAAAUGAAUCAUUGGAGGAUGAAUUUGCUCAUGAAGUAGCGAUGCUCAGGGAGGUCCAGCAUAGCAAUAUUGUUCGUUUUGUUGGUGCGUGCACAAAGCAACCUCCUUUGUGCAUAAUAACAGAAUACAUGCCUGGAGGAAGCCUUUAUGAGUAUUUGCAUAAGAACCACAACGUCUUGAAGCUUCCCCAGUUACUGAAGUUUGCUAUAGAUGUCUGCAAAGGAAUGGAUUACUUGCACAAGAGCAACAUAAUACAUAGGGAUCUGAAGACUGCAAAUUUGCUUAUGGACAGUCAAAAUGUUGUGAAGGUGGCAGAUUUUGGGGUUGCUCGAUUUCUGAAUCAAGGGGGAGUUAUGACAGCAGAGACUGGAACUUAUAGAUGGAUGGCUCCUGAGGUGAUAAAUCAUCAACCAUAUGAUCAAAAGGCCGAUGUAUUCAGUUUCGCAAUUGUUUUAUGGGAACUACUGACAGCCAAGGUACCUUAUGAGAAAAUGACGCCGUUGCAAGCAGCCUUGGGAGUAAGACAGGGGCUUCGGCCAGAGGUUCCCACAAAUACACACCCGAAGCUGUUGGAGUUGAUGCAGAGAUGUUGGGAGUCGGAUCCUGCUAACCGCCUUCCCUUUCCUGAAAUCAGAGUCCAACUUGAAGGCUUACUCCAUGAAAUUCAGGAUGAAGCCGAAACACCGAAUGGCAACUAAGCUUGUUCGAACUGUGUAUAUAUCAUUUACAGCUAUGAGAUGGUAGAAUUCCCACCUCCGUUCUACUACGCUUUCGUCUAUGAUUUUUUGCGUAGUAUCAACCUAUAGGAGAUGGAAAUUACGUGACCGAGAAUUAGUGUACAUAUGUGUUUGACAAAAGGGGAAGAGAAGCAGCUCAUAUGAACUCAAAAAACGCCCACCACAAUGUUCUCUCUCCGUCUAGUGACCGUUGAUGAACUGCAGAUUUUGUUAGUCGCUGUUUUCUGGUUCACUUUUUAUUUGUAAUUUUGGGUGUCUAGGCCUGCUUGCAUACACCUCGAUGAACCACGUGUGCCCAGAAGAAAACAGGCAAGAAAGUCCACAGUGGCCUUGAGGAGACUUGAACUAACGAUCUAUGAGCCCCAAAGCCUUGCUUUUAUUCAUCAGUUCAAUUGACCCUCAUGGUUCACGGGUAUUAUGUUUCCAAGUUCAACUGAAGCAUUGUUUUUUUAUAGUAUUGGACCGAAGUAUCAUCCCUGUAUUUCACUAUUAUCGUCAUAUUGUUCUAUAGUUUGUGAAACGAAGAAAAGGGACGGGACAAAUAUUUGAUGUGAACCCGAUUAUUGUGAUGGUUGGAGUCUCACAUUGG
Cynara cardunculus var. scolymus (artichoke) is the source of this 2523-nucleotide messenger RNA. Its product is annotated as serine/threonine-protein kinase STY46-like. The transcript is spliced from 16 exons. Gene Ontology annotation, molecular function: protein kinase activity; ATP binding. NCBI's taxonomy places the organism in Eukaryota, Viridiplantae, Streptophyta, Magnoliopsida, Asterales, Asteraceae. Bases 270 to 1895 code for a protein of 541 amino acids. Gene Ontology annotation, biological process: protein phosphorylation. The record is from RefSeq and is a predicted model, not a curated record.